This is a messenger RNA of Cydia amplana, 1130 nucleotides long. Its product is annotated as acyl-CoA Delta(11) desaturase-like. Gene Ontology annotation, cellular component: endoplasmic reticulum membrane. The transcript is spliced from 6 exons. The coding region runs from base 27 to 1130 and encodes 367 amino acids. Gene Ontology annotation, molecular function: iron ion binding; stearoyl-CoA 9-desaturase activity. The record is from RefSeq and is a predicted model, not a curated record. Gene Ontology annotation, biological process: unsaturated fatty acid biosynthetic process. Lineage: Eukaryota; Metazoa; Arthropoda; Insecta; Lepidoptera; Tortricidae.
CCAAUCCCAGGCACUAAAGUAAAGCUAUGCCUCCACGAGACUCCAAAAACGUAUCUUUACGCAGCUAUGAGCAGCCCGCGGCUUCGCUUCCGCCAAGAAAAUAUGAGCUAAUUUACCUCAACUUGUUUCUUCAUGUCGCUGCUCACGUGUCUGCUGUCUAUGGUCUUUAUCUGUGCUUCACUGCGGCGCAAUGGAAAACUAUUUUCUUUGCGUAUCUGUGGUUGGUGAUGGGUGAGCUGGGGGUGACGGCCGGCGCGCACCGCCUCUGGUCGCACCGCUCGUUCAAGGUCACGCCGCCUCUGGAGACCCUGCUCAUGCUCUUCAACUGCAUCGGGUUCCAAAACACGGCGACGGACUGGGUCCGGAACCACCGGCUGCACCACAAGCACAGCGACACCGACGCGGACCCGCACAACUCUAGACGGGGCAUGCUGUUCUCGCACAUCGGGUGGCUGUGUGUGAGGAAACAUGCCGACGUGAAGGAGCGCGGCAAAACUACCGACAUGAGCGACAUCUACAGCAACCCGGUGCUGUGCUUUCAGAAGAAAUACAAAUUACCUUUGAUCGGGGCGAUGUGCUUCGGCCUGCCGACGCUCAUACCGACACUCUGGGGAGAAGAUAUCGUCACGGCGUGGCACGUCAACCUGCUGCGGUUCGUCCUCAACCUCAACAGCGUCUUGCUGGUCAACAGCAUAGCUCAUAAGUACGGCACCAGGCCGUACGACACGACGAUAUGUCCGCGGCAGAACACCGCUUGUAACAUGAUGACCCUGGGGGAAGGGUUCCACAACUACCACCACACCUUCCCGUGGGACUACAGGUCAGCAGAACUAGGAAAAAAUUACCUAAACUUCACAAAAUGGUUCAUAGAUGUGUUCGCUCUCAUUGGCUGGGCGUAUGACCUCAAAACUGUGCCUGACGACAUGAUCCUAAGGAGAAUGAAAAGGACGGGAGAUGGCUCCAACUCCUGGGGCUGGGGCGACAAGGACAUGACGACGGAAGAAAGAGAAAGCGCUACUAUCAUCUAUCCUGAGAAAAAAGAACGAGAUGAUAUAAAUAUGAUUUCUAAAAAAUUUGAUUAUAGUAAAAUCUUUAGUCAUGAUUAUUUUAGACUGUUUGACGAGCUUUAA